AUGGCUGACCCGGCCGUGGGGCCGCCGCCGAGCGAGGGCGAGGAGAGCACCGUGCGCUUCGCCCGCAAAGGCGCCCUCCGGCAGAAGAACGUCCACGAGGUGAAGAACCACAAAUUCACCGCCCGCUUCUUCAAGCAGCCCACCUUCUGCAGCCACUGCACCGACUUCAUCUGGGGCUUCGGGAAGCAAGGAUUCCAGUGCCAAGUCUGCUGUUUUGUCGUGCACAAGCGGUGCCAUGAAUUUGUCACCUUCUCCUGCCCGGGCGCUGACAAGGGCCCAGCCUCUGAUGACCCUCGGAGCAAACACAAAUUCAAGAUCCACACAUACUCCAGCCCCACGUUUUGUGACCACUGUGGGUCACUGCUCUAUGGACUUAUCCACCAGGGGAUGAAAUGUGACACCUGCAUGAUGAACGUCCACAAGCGCUGCGUGAUGAACGUCCCCAGCCUCUGCGGCACGGACCACACGGAGCGCCGCGGCCGCAUCUACAUCCAAGCCCACAUCGAGAGGGAGGUCCUCAUUGUUGUCGUAAGAGAUGCUAAAAACCUUGUACCUAUGGAUCCUAAUGGCUUGUCAGAUCCUUAUGUGAAACUGAAACUGAUUCCUGAUCCCAAGAGUGAGAGCAAGCAGAAGACCAAGACCAUCAAGUGCUCCCUCAACCCCGAGUGGAAUGAGACAUUUAGAUUCCAGCUGAAAGAGUCGGACAAAGACAGGAGACUGUCUGUAGAGAUUUGGGAUUGGGACCUGACCAGCAGGAAUGACUUCAUGGGAUCUUUGUCGUUUGGGAUUUCUGAACUACAGAAAGCUGGUGUUGAUGGCUGGUUUAAGUUACUGAGUCAGGAAGAAGGAGAGUACUUCAACGUGCCCGUGCCCCCGGAAGGCAGUGAGGGCAACGAGGAGCUGCGACAGAAAUUUGAGAGAGCCAAGAUCGGCCCUGGGCCCAAGACCCCUGAAGAAAAGACGACCAACACCAUCUCCAAAUUUGACAACAACGGCAACAGGGACCGGAUGAAACUGACCGAUUUUAACUUCCUGAUGGUGCUGGGAAAAGGCAGCUUUGGCAAGGUCAUGCUCUCAGAGCGAAAAGGCACAGAUGAACUGUACGCCGUGAAGAUCCUGAAAAAGGACGUGGUCAUCCAAGAUGAUGACGUGGAGUGCACGAUGGUGGAGAAGCGGGUGCUGGCCCUGCCCGGGAAGCCGCCCUUCCUGACCCAGCUGCAUUCCUGCUUCCAGACCAUGGAUCGCCUGUACUUCGUGAUGGAGUAUGUGAACGGCGGUGACCUCAUGUACCACAUCCAGCAAGUGGGCCGGUUCAAGGAGCCUCACGCCGUAUUUUACGCUGCAGAAAUUGCCAUCGGUCUGUUCUUCUUGCAGAGCAAGGGCAUCAUUUACCGUGACCUGAAACUUGACAAUGUGAUGCUGGAUUCCGAGGGCCACAUCAAGAUCGCUGACUUUGGCAUGUGUAAGGAAAACAUCUGGGACGGGGUGACAACCAAGACCUUCUGUGGCACCCCAGACUACAUUGCCCCCGAGAUAAUUGCUUAUCAGCCCUAUGGGAAGUCCGUGGAUUGGUGGGCAUUUGGCGUCCUGCUAUAUGAGAUGUUGGCUGGGCAGGCACCGUUUGAAGGGGAGGAUGAGGAUGAACUCUUCCAGUCCAUCAUGGAACACAACGUGGCUUAUCCGAAGUCCAUGUCCAAGGAAGCUGUGGCCAUCUGCAAAGGGCUGAUGACCAAACACCCAGGCAAACGUCUGGGUUGUGGACCUGAAGGUGAACGUGACAUCAAAGAGCAUGCGUUUUUCCGGUAUAUUGACUGGGAGAAACUUGAACGUAAAGAGAUUCAGCCCCCAUAUAAGCCGAAAGCCUGUGGGCGAAAUGCUGAAAACUUCGACCGAUUUUUCACCCGCCAUCCACCAGUUCUAACACCUCCUGACCAGGAAGUCAUCAGGAAUAUUGACCAAUCAGAAUUCGAAGGAUUUUCCUUUGUUAACUCUGAAUUUUUAAAACCUGAAGUCAAGAGCUAA
Molecule: messenger RNA, 2022 nt
Organism: Rangifer tarandus platyrhynchus (Svalbard reindeer)
Lineage: Eukaryota; Metazoa; Chordata; Mammalia; Artiodactyla; Cervidae
Source: the annotation of a GenBank genome assembly